AUGGGUGGCGCGCUGGUGCUCGCGCUGCUGGCGGCGGCGCGCGCCGGCGAGCCCAACGCCACCGACGCGCUCGACGCGCUCGAUGCGCUCGACGCGCUCGCCUCCUCGUCGCCGUCCGCCGCCGACGCGGAGGAGAAGACGCCGCUGUUCCCCACGGACCUGUUCACGGAGGAGCAGCGGCGGUCGGGCGCGGUGCUGCUGCACAUGGUCGGCAUGGGCUACAUGUUCGUCGCGCUCGCGAUCGUGUGCGACGAGUUCUUCGUGCCGGCGCUGGACGUGAUCAUCGAGCGGCUCGCGAUCCGCGACGACGUGGCCGGCGCCACGUUCAUGGCGGCGGGCGGCUCCGCGCCGGAGCUGUUCACCUCCAUCAUCGGCGUGUUCGUGUCCUUCGACGACGUGGGCAUCGGGACGAUCGUCGGCUCGGCGGUGUUUAACAUUCUGUUCGUGAUCGGGGCGUGCGCGAUGUUCUCCCGCACGACGCUGUCUCUCACCUGGUGGCCGCUGUUCCGCGACUGCACGUUCUACUCGAUCAGCCUGCUGGUGCUGAUCUACUGCUUCCGCGACAGCGAGAUCUACUGGCAGGAGGCGCUGGUGCUGUUCUCGCUGUACGGCGCAUACGUGAUGUUCAUGCGGUGGAACCAGCCGGUGGAGCGCGCUCUGAAGAAGCUCAUCUACAAGAACAAGGUGACGCGCGUCAGGAGCACUGACCAGCUGAUGCCGACGGUGAGCUCGCCCGCACAACCCUUGCAUGCAUCCAAAACACUUUGGUGCAGAUUUGUUCUCUCAUCACUUACAAUCCACUUACAGUAACAAACAUUCAUUCAUUAAUACAAACGACAACAAUCAAUUGUAUUACAAAUCAACGCUAUUUAGAAGAAUAUGUGCUUUUAUUGUAACGAACCCACCAAAUCUGCGUCAAACUUUAUUAGCUGUCCAAACGUACAUUCCUGAAACAACCGAAUCCCAGACAACAGAUUGAAUAAUGCAUCUGAAACCCUAGUUAGAUCCCCAUCAUGUUAGUACUGUACCAUUUAGAAAUACAAAUUCAUAGUGUAAAGAUGCUCGUACUUGAAACACCAUGUUACCUAACGCUUCGGUUGUAGCCGUGUAGUAAGCGAUACUCACGCUCGUUUACGUCGCGUGAGCGCCGCGGCAAAUGCUUGUUUAGUUAUGAUUCUCGUGAUUGUAAUCCAUUACACAAUGUUAUAAAGUUAAUUAAGAUUUCAACUGUGAUUACGGAUUAUUAUACAAUUUUAAUUUGGUUAUUUAAGCACUUAAAUGAGCACGUAGAAAAUGUUUCACGGUGAAUUUGAUCAAACAUUUGACCGAAUUUGUACGGUUCCAGUUUACAAAUUGGAUCCGAACAGUGGACUGUUGUAGAAUUUAAAAUGAGAAUGCGACCGAAACUGAACGAAUGAAAAUUGGCAUUCUAAAUUCGAAAUAUCUAUUUAAAUCAAUCCCAUUCACAAAUACCGAGCAACGAUGUGUUUUUAGCUGAACGAUGC
Messenger RNA from Manduca sexta (tobacco hornworm), 1505 nucleotides. RefSeq names its product sodium/potassium/calcium exchanger Nckx30C-like. Gene Ontology annotation, molecular function: calcium channel activity; calcium, potassium:sodium antiporter activity. NCBI's taxonomy places the organism in Eukaryota, Metazoa, Arthropoda, Insecta, Lepidoptera, Sphingidae. The coding region runs from base 1 to 810 and encodes 269 amino acids. The transcript has a single exon. The record is from RefSeq and is a predicted model, not a curated record. Gene Ontology annotation, biological process: intracellular calcium ion homeostasis; calcium ion transmembrane transport. Gene Ontology annotation, cellular component: membrane.